This is a messenger RNA of Tupaia belangeri chinensis (Chinese tree shrew), 3209 nucleotides long. RefSeq names its product leucine rich repeat and fibronectin type III domain containing 2 (gene LRFN2). The record is from RefSeq and is a predicted model, not a curated record. Gene Ontology annotation, molecular function: protein binding. Gene Ontology annotation, cellular component: postsynaptic density membrane; cell surface. NCBI's taxonomy places the organism in Eukaryota, Metazoa, Chordata, Mammalia, Scandentia, Tupaiidae.
CAUGGAGACCCUGCUUGGCGGCCUGCUGGCGUUUGGCAUGGCGUUUGCUGUGGUUGACGCCUGUCCCAAGUACUGUGUCUGCCAGAACCUGUCUGAGUCACUGGGUACCCUGUGCCCCUCUAAGGGACUGCUCUUCGUGCCCCCUGACAUCGACCGGCGGACAGUGGAGCUUCGUCUGGGUGGCAACUUCAUCAUCCACAUUGGCCGCCAGGACUUUGCCAACAUGACAGGGUUGGUGGACCUGACCCUGUCCAGGAACACCAUCAGCCACAUCCAGCCCUUCUCCUUCCUGGACCUCGAGAGUCUCCGCUCCCUGCACCUCGACAGCAACCGUCUGCCCAGCCUCGGGGAGGACACGCUCCGGGGACUGGUCAACCUGCAGCACCUCAUUGUGAACAACAAUCAGCUGGGCGGCAUCGCCGACGAGGCCUUCGAGGACUUCCUGCUCACGCUGGAGGACCUGGACCUGUCCUACAACAACCUCCAUGGCCUGCCCUGGGACUCGGUGCGACGCAUGGUCAACCUCCACCAACUGAGCCUGGACCACAACCUGCUGGACCACAUCGCCGAGGGCACCUUUGCCGACCUGCAGAAGCUGGCCCGCCUGGACCUCACCUCCAACCGGCUGCAGAAGCUGCCCCCAGACCCCAUCUUUGCCCGCUCCCAGGCCUCUGCUCUGACGGCCACACCUUUUGCCCCACCUUUGUCCUUUAGUUUUGGGGGGAACCCACUGCAUUGCAAUUGUGAGCUUCUUUGGCUGCGGAGGCUGGAGCGGGAUGAUGACCUGGAGACCUGUGGGUCCCCCGGGGGCCUCAAGGGUCGCUACUUCUGGCACGUGCGUGAGGAGGAGUUUGUGUGCGAGCCGCCUCUCAUCACCCAGCACACACACAAGCUGCUGGUUCUAGAGGGCCAGGCGGCCACGCUCAAGUGCAAGGCCAUCGGGGAUCCCAGCCCCCUUAUCCACUGGGUAGCCCCCGAUGACCGCCUGGUGGGGAACUCCUCGAGGACCGCUGUGUAUGACAAUGGCACCCUGGAUAUCCUCAUCACCACCUCUCAGGACAGCGGUGCCUUCACCUGUAUUGCUGCCAAUGCUGCCGGAGAGGCCACUGCCACGGUGGAGGUCACCAUUGUCCAGCUGCCACACCUGAGCAACAGCACCAGCCGCACUGCGCCCCCCAAGUCCCGCCUCUCAGACAUCACUGGCUCCAGCAAGACCAGUCGGGGAGGAGGAGCCAGCGGGGGUGCAGAACCUCCCAAAAGCCCCCCUGAACGGGCAGUGCUUGUAUCAGAAGUGACCACUACCUCGGCCCUGGUCAAGUGGUCCGUCAGCAAGUCAGCACCCCGGGUGAAGAUGUACCAGCUACAGUACAACUGCUCCGACGAUGAGGUACUGAUUUACAGGAUGAUCCCAGCCUCCAACAAGGCCUUCGUGGUCAACAACCUGGUAUCCGGAACCGGCUACGACUUGUGUGUGCUGGCCAUGUGGGACGACACUGGCCCGGCGCCCACGGGCACCACACACACCAAGGCCGACUACCCGCAGUGCCGCUCCAUGCACAGCCAGAUUCUGGGCGGCACCAUGAUCCUGGUCAUCGGCGGCAUCAUCGUGGCCACGCUGCUGGUCUUCAUCGUCAUCCUCAUGGUGCGCUACAAGGUCUGCAACCACGGGGCCCCCGGCAAGAUGGUGGCGGCCGUCAGCAACGUGUACUCGCAGACAACCCGCCCGCCCCCAGCCGGCGCCCGGGCAGGGGCCCCGCCGCAGGGGCAGCCCAAGGUGGUGGUGCGGAACGAGCUGGGCGACUUCAGUGCCAGCCUGGCGCGAGCCAGUGACUCCUCCUCUCCCAGCUCCCUGGGCAGCGGGGAGGCUGCGGGACUGGGGCGGGGCCCCUGGAGGCUCCCGCCCCCCGGCCCCCGCCCCAAGCCCAACCUUGACCGCCUGAUGGGGGCCUUCGCCUCCCUGGACCUCAAGAGUCAGAGAAAGGAGGAGCUGCUGGACUCCAGGACUCCAGCCGGGAGGGGGGCUGGGACAUCGGCCAGGGGCCACCACUCGGACCGAGAGCCCCUGCUAGGGGCCCCCGCGGCCCGGGCCAGGAGCCUGCUCCCCUUGCCCCUGGAGGGCAAGGCCAAGCGCAGCCACUCCUUUGACAUGGGGGACUUCGCGGCAGGCGCAGCCACGGCAGGAGGGGUCGCCCCCGGUGGCUACAGCCCCCCUCGGAGGGUCUCGAACAUCUGGACGAAGCGCAGCCUGUCUGUCAACGGCAUGCUCUUGCCCUUUGAGGAGAGUGACCUAGUGGGGGCCCGGGGGACUUUCGGCAGCUCCGAGUGGGUGAUGGAGAGUACCGUGUAGGCCGGGUGGUGGGCAGCCUUCUUCCGGCCUCCCCCGGGUGGAAGAAGGGGAAAGGAUCUUUAUUGGCAAGUCUUUGUGGAGUUUCCAUGGUGAUGUUUACAUCCAGGGACAGUUUCGUCUCCCUGUCAAAGGCCUCUUGUCCCCCCACCCCCACCCCCACACCCCACAUCAUUUUCCCAGGCCUGUCCCCCAUCACCCAGCCGGGGUGUGCUCAGGGAAUGUGGACUCGCUAACGUGUCAGACUGAGCCCUGAGUGUUUGGAAAGGCCGGACUCUGCCUUUCUAACCACAAAUGUAGCCUACAAGCAAGCGGCUUUGGAUUGCUUAUGGGUCCAGUGUUGUUUUUCUUUCUUAAUUUAUUUUUUUUUUCAUUUCCCAGACUCCUUUUCUUCAUUCACAUAGUAAAUUGAGAGUUUACCUGUGAAAGGGUUAUUCCUGGAAGCCCUGGGAGUGGCUGGGUGUGGCCAACUAACAAGAGAGGGAAUGGUUUUGGUUCUACUCUCCUUUGGGGGAAGGCAGCAGAGACCCUGCCUAGAUCCCUCCUUCCCAACCACCACCAUCCCCAUUCUGGGAGGGUGUGUCCUUGAUACCUGAUCCUUUGCUUUUCAAACAGGUCUCCCCACACCCAUCACAGCAGCGGGAACAGAACUUCUUACAUGUGGGGAGGGGAAAGGUAAUAAGGGGAUCUCAGCUCCUGGAGCUGCGUUGGGAUGUUUGCCCCCUCGUCUGGGAAGCUGGGACAGAAUGUCCCUAUAAGAAUGUGCUGGGCCUAGGGGCUUCCUGUAAGGAAAGCACUGUGGGAUGCUUUGGGCAUUGAGUCCAGAGCUCUGAGUCUGGGUUUCGAGCCAGGUGGAUAAUGAGCU